AAGCAAAUGAUUUCUUGCUCGCUUACAGAGGGAAGCGGACAGCCGUGUUCAAUGUUUCACCACAGAGCUGACUUAGCCUUCGCCCCCAAUAGAAAUAUCGUGACUUCCACUGAGAGAAAGUCGCUUUUCUGCGUCAGAGAGGAGCGGGAAACGACUAGAUCACCGUCAUGAUCAACACGACGGAGUGUGCAGUGGAUGCACAAAGUCUAAUAUCUAUUUCCUUACGGAAGAUUCACAACUCCAGGACGCAGAGAGGAGGCAUUAAGCUGCACAAAAACCUCCUGGUGUCCUAUGUGUUGAGGAACGCCAGACAGGUCUACAUGAACGAGAAGUACGCGGAGAUCUACAGGAUGCAGCAGUACGAAGAGGUGAUGACCGUCUGCAACGAGAUCCAGGAGUUAAACCCGCUGGAUUUGUCCGAGGAUUGUGAGGAGCAGAGGGGGGACUGCUGCGGCAACGGCGGGGUGAGCGAGCCGGUGAGUCUGUGUUGUGCUCUGCUGCCAGUGAGCCAACUCGUAGCAGUGCAGUCAGCGCAUAUGCAACCCCCCUCCGCCUGCUCCGCGCCUCUCUCUCUCCAAAGCGACGAAGUCUGCAAGGAGACCGAGCCCUCGUUUUACCAGAGCUGUUGUGCGGAGGCUUACCCUGUAUCGAAUUGCGAGUUUUCCCCGGUGAACAACUUACACUGCAACAAAACGACGGUGCUCGAUUUGGACACGCACGUAGUGACUACUGUGGAGAAUGGGUACCUUCACCAGGACUGCUGCGCGUCUCUCCAACAGUGCUGCCAGGGCGCACAGUACUCAGGCAAGAAACGCAAGGUUGACUUUGAAUAUUAUAUAUCCGAUAUUGAGGAGGUACCGGAUUUUACGCCGUGUAAAAGAGCGAAAUUUGAGGAUUGUUCCUAUGCAAAUUCGGAACACUUGGACACUUCGAACAUUUCCAAUCUGAUCUCGAUCUUCGGUUCGGGGUUUUCGGGGCUGGUGAGCAGACAGGCGGACAUAGAGCAAGCCUUCGCCUUGAACGGACAGUUCUGUAGCAAACAAGCCCUAUCGAGUCUUGGGGCAAUGACUAGAGCUAUAGUAGCUUUUUGACUCCAUGGUAAACUAGAAUGAAACACUUUAUGAAAUUGUACAAAGUAUAAAUCAAAUCGGCUUUAUUUUUUAGCAGGAAAGGGUAUUUAAAAAUUGAACCGUUUUGUUUGUUGACUUUUGUUUUCACAGGGAGGGAGAGAAAGGUUGUUGCCGCAUGUGAUGGGCAAAGCUUUAAUUUUAAACCUACAAUGUCUACAUAACAUAUUUUACAUAGUAGUUGUGAAUUUUAUCUAACGAAGUUGAUUUCGUUGCCUUAAACCCAACGCAUACUACUGGUAGCUAUUUGUUGCUAACAUUGAAAGUGGUUGAAUGUCUAGAUCGCGGAUCAUGUUGUUGAUCACUCCAGAACAGUUUUGAACACAAUGUCUCGUUUUAAAGACACUACACAAGUAGUGUGACCGAAUAGCAAUCAUAUAAUGUAGCCCCAGCUCAACCUAACUGGAAAAGUGUGGCCAUGGAUGGCUUUACAAAAUGCUUUUGUUUUGCGUCGCAGUUUCAUUCGGCAAAAUAACUAACAUAACGCUGUGGCAGGCUGUUUAUUACACAAGCACGGAUGUGUUGUACUUGGGUAUCAUGCAUCUAUCUCUGGGUUGAUAUUUAAACCUUGUGUAUAGACUCUUAUUCUAAGCACAUCAGUGGUAGGCUUUGUUACAUGGGAACUAUGUGGUACAUUCUCACCACAUAUAAAUUGACAGGUGAAGGCGCAAUGGUUCAGACUUAUAUUUCCCUAUCGAACUCCUGGGUGCAUUAACUCUGAACCAGCUUGCUGUGUCUCCAUUGAUCUGCUACUUGUACCCAUCUUCCCACCUCACCUCUGAUCAGAACCAUGAAUUAGGCUACUCCAACUCCCAGAGUGCAUGUGUAAUCUAAUAAAUCCAGGUAGUUUUUGACAGUUUUGUUUGUUGAGCUCCCCACUCCCUCUUAACCUAUAACAAAAAGUUAUUGAUCAAGCCUUCACAGUAAUUCAUGAUGCCAACAUGGCUUGGUUUUGUGAGUUUUUGUUUUAUUUUCUUAAAUCUUAUUACCUUUUGUUCUAAAAAGGCAAGCUCCUGAUUUAGCCAUACAUCCACACAUUAUAAGCACUAUGUGUACUGAAAGAUGUUUCCAGACUUCCUCUUCAUAUUUUGUUUUGUAUUCUUGUAUUUUUUUGUGCAUAUUAAAUGGUAUAUCACCGGGUAAAACUGUUUAAGAAAAUAUUUGUUAAAUUUAUAAUCUUAAUAAAAAAUUGAAAACAA
Messenger RNA from Oncorhynchus keta (chum salmon), 2326 nucleotides. Its product is annotated as immediate early response gene 5-like protein. The transcript has a single exon. NCBI's taxonomy places the organism in Eukaryota, Metazoa, Chordata, Actinopteri, Salmoniformes, Salmonidae. The coding region runs from base 168 to 1091 and encodes 307 amino acids. The record is from RefSeq and is a predicted model, not a curated record.